This is a messenger RNA of Prorocentrum cordatum, 2651 nucleotides long. NCBI's taxonomy places the organism in Eukaryota, Dinophyceae, Prorocentrales, Prorocentraceae. The record is from the annotation of a GenBank genome assembly.
CGAACCUGGGAAACUGACUGCAGCGCAAGGCAGUCCUCGGGCCAGUGACAGUCGGGGGACACGGCCGAGGCAAGGAAAUUGGCGGCAGUGCAAGGCGGCCCCAGGCCCAGGGACAAUCGGGUUGAGGGCCGAACCGCGAAAAAUCCAAGCAGCUGGCGGCAAUUGCUUCCAGGGAGAUAUAAGCCUAGUCGGCGCAAGCGAUGUGGAGGGAAAGAAGAGAAAGGUAUCCAAACUUCUCCGGCAUGCGUCACCGCAGCAAGAAUUGUCAGGGGACGUUCGCUUGCAGGUCUCAAUGGUUCUAACUUAGCAAUGAUAGGCCGUGAAAAAAACACGUGACUGCGCCUCCCACCUGUUAAUGAGGCACUCGCGACGACCCUGGGACCGUCCAAAAACGACCUACCAGGAAAGCUCGACCAAGGGAAAGGGGUCGAGGGCUCUAUCGGGCCAAUGUCAAAGCAGAAAAGCGCGCCUUCGGAUGUCUAGGCUUGGAGGUAGCCCCUUUUAACCUCAGCAAGCCCAGUGUUGGAUGGACGAGGAACCUGGUUUUGCACAUAGAGCGGGUGCGCCCGCUGGGUACGGCGAAAAAUGAAGACGCUGCGUCAGAGGCUGACCAACCUGGAGGAGAACAGAGGACAAGAGUGAUCGAAAGAGAAAGAGAGAAAGAGAGAGAGAAAGAGGUGGGUAUGGCUCGCCGGUGAGAAGACAUAACAGACAGAUAACCCAUUCAAAAAGCACCUAGCCUCUCUGGAGCGUGUGCCGAGAGGACCAGUCGAAUGUGUCAACUCAAUGUGGUGCUUCGCUGGAAUUAGAUCCACCGGUGAUGUGUGCGAGGCUGCUGGUGUCGCAGCUCCGUCGCACCAGUGGUGCAGAACCUCAUCUGUUGCAAGGUUUCUGGCAGCUGUUUGCGGGGCUGCCGUUGAACUGCUUCUGGAGCAUCGCCUGGACUUCCUUCCGCGUAGACGCUCUUGUGAGACCUAGGUACCACUCUGGGUGCUCAACGAGACCAGUCUGGAGCACCCACGACACCCUGUCAUAGCAAGCCUCGCCAGGCCUGGCCGUAUGACACUCGCAGGGAGUGGGGCACCCGGAACGAGGAUCAUGCUGCAGAACUGCCUGGACGUCUUGGAACGUCGAUUGCUUGGAGAGGCCAUCGUACCACUCCGGGUGGGUGAAGAGCCCGACUUUGAGAACCCACUCGACAUUGUCCAGGCACACGGAGUCUGGAGCCAGCUGCUCGCACUCCUCCCGGUCCCCCUCUUCCUCAUCCUCCUCCUGCUCCUCCGGAGGUGGCCCCACCCCUGUGGGCAGGGGGCUAGCCAAUCUAUCUAACAGGCCACCUGGAGGCAAAAGAAAAAGCUUCUGUUCCACCACGCGCGACGCAAGCCCAGCCCCCCGCAAGCUUGCACCUCGACUGCUACAGCAGACACAUACAGUGCGAAAUCUUCUCUUGAGACUGGCUGGGGUCACAUAAGCAGUCCACAUGUGAAAGUCUUAAGGUGCCCCAGACCAUCUGUGGACCCCCGGGAUCAUCGAGGGGUAAGGGACUUAUUGACAGACCAGCUUCUUAUUUGACAGCGCGGCGGACAGGUCGACCUUCGAACAUUGAGCCCCCACGCAACAACCUGACGUGAAGACAUUGCAGCGGGAAUGGCAAAACAAAACAAAAACUGGCUGGCAUUGAUCUCUCUGUGGCCUUUGCGUCAUCUGCUUGAUUGCUUCUUGGGCCCCAUGCCCCUCAGCAGGGGCUGGUUGACCGGCAGGACGCGUCCACAUCCGUAAGUUCCGGAGUCUUGCCCAAGGUCCCUGGGGGGCGGUGCAUGUGGACAUUGUCCCCCCCUCGGCGGCGGGCAGGUAUCCAUGUCCAUCACUCCUCGGGGCUAGGGCAGGACUCCGACGCAGUGGACAUGGACAUGUUCUCGUGGAGGAGGCGAGGGGCAGGGCCACCACAGUCCUGUUCGUGCCUCCCCUUCUCGCGCCCCCUCAUGCGAUCGGUACCUCUGGCGGCCUCGCCCCUGCCAGGACCUUCCCUCAGAGGAGCCGGCGUGCCUCCGCUGGAGCGGCUUAUCGAGCACGACUCUGGGCACCUGCCAUGGUUGUACAGGAACGCCUGCAACGAGUUGAGGCUAGCAUUCCGCUCCAGGCCAGGGUAAUCGUCCGGGUUUGCCUCGACAUCGCCCAUCAGGCGCACGAUGUCACGGUGACAUGGCUCGCCCUUGUUUUUCAAGGGCGCAGGAGGCGGAGAACGAGAAGGACGAGGAGGCGGGAGACGAAAAUGACGGGGGAGGAGAAGGAGUGGGAGGAGGAGGAGGAAGAGGAAGAGGAUACGGAUGGGGAAGAGGGAGGAGUGGAGGGAGGAGGGGAAUGGACGAAGGUGGUAAGGCUCGCCCUCUGCAUCCACGCCCAGAAUGCAGGAGCGACUGAAGCCAUGGGACUGGUUGAACAACUCUGAAUACGCCCCUAUUCCAAACAGAAGUUGGUUGGUCAAUGUUCAUGUGUAAAGAUAACAAGGAUGUGCCAAGGAUAAACAACAACCAAACGACAAAACUCCCAAUCUUCAGAGUACCCUCUGAACUAUGGGAGACAAUGACCAACCGAGAUGGCCACGCUGGCUGCAACCGUCCGUGACCAACAUAUCCUCAUUUCAAUUCUAC